AUGAAUAGUCAGUUUCUAGGAUCUAGAUCAUCAUUUAAAUACUUGUCAAAUAUACCAUCAAUAUCACAUGAAUCAUUACUUGCAACAUUUGACAAUGAAGAUAGUAAAACGAAAAAGAUAGCAAGAAAUGUUCUUCAAAUGGAGGUAGCCUAUGCAAGAUAUCAUCAAACCGAUUCAAAGGAUAUCAAGAAACAAUGUAUCACCAAAAUAGUAACAAAGCUGGCUGAUUUUAAGAGAGAGUUUCGAUCAGACAAUGAAGCAGUUUCACUGGUAGAGUUGAAUAUCUACCCACUCUUACGAUCACUACUGAUGAACCUACCACAAAGAGGUGUAGGUUCACCUUAUUAUACAACUCUUUAUGAAGUUGUUGUUGAUAAUCUUGCAAUGAUUGCAAAUAGAGACGAUAUAGCAGAUUGGAUUCAAAAUGAUAUACCAAUGAUGAACAAAUUAUUUACUUUAUUUAAUGAUGUUAAAUCUGUUGAUUCUGUAUUUGUUUUAUUUCAUAAUAUAUUAUUUUUAACAGAAUUUGACCUAAGAAAAAUUAAAUUAUUUAAAAUUGUUGAAAAGUUAAAUAGAUUAACUUUUUUCAUGUUUAUUAAAGUGUUGACAUCAACAUUAUUUCAACCAGAUUCAAACGAGGCACCAAAACUUAGUGAUUCAAUUACACUAAAAGCAAACCAACUACCGAUAUAUACAAUCAAUCAUUCGAUCAUUUUAGCAGUACCAUCAAUCUUGGACAAGGCAUACCAUCUUUUGGAAUAUUCCAUGAGACCAAACUUUUUCUCACCAUCCCUUAUCACAUCUCCUAGAAGUGAUGUUUAUGAUUGGGGUAAGAAAAAGAAAAAGAAAAAGAAAAAGAAAAAUGAACCACCACAUACAGGUGAACCACCUCUUUCACAAGCACAUGCUAGAAUGAUAUUAGAACAAUUAAAUUUAGAAUAUAGAGGUGAUGCUGUUGAAUUUUUAAAAGAAUAUUCUAGAGCAACCUAUCAGGCAGAUCUUAUUGUUUUCAUUUAUAGUUUGGCAAAUGGAAAUAGAAGAUAUCAUGUAUUAAAAAAAUUAAAACAAUUGGGAUUCGCUAAAUUGGCUGAAGAUAUGAUUAAAUCUCUUAAAUGGAAUGUUUCUGAAUAUGAAGAAGAAGUAAAUCCAUUCUUUAUUAGAAAAAUACAAUUAUUAAGAAUCAUAUUAUUAUUUUUCGAUAUGGAAGCCACAAGAGCACCUUUUGCAAGUAGUUGUUCAAUUAUUUCAAGACAUGAAGAGCAUUUAAUCAAUGGAGUUGAAAGAUGUCAAGAUUCUCAAUGUUUAAAGGAAAAGACAUCAAUCAUUUCAACUCUUUGGGAAUCUUAUGAAAGAGCAAAAGGAAUUGAAAAAGAAAGAUCAUUUUUAACUUGUUGUAUACAAACUGUAUUAAAAUCACCAAAUUUAAAUUUAAAUGCAUAUUUUGAAAAGAAAGGAUUAUUGAAAGGUUUGGUUAAUGAAGUAUCGAGUCCAUUGGAUCAAUAUAAAGCUUUUUAUCAAAUGAAUUUUGAUGUCCUUGGAGAAAUGAUCAAAUUUAAAUUACCUGCAUUUAUCUACCUCAACAAUCGACUGCGAGCCAAUCCACAAGAAUUUCAAGUUUUGAUGGAAAAUGUUAUGGCAAAUAUUAUAGAAACCAAUGUAUUUGUUAGGUAUCUUUCACUUUCCCUAUACCAUUUUAGUACGCAACCCAAUAUUGAAUACGAUUUUGAAAAUUGUCUCUUUAACCGUUUCUUGGAGGAAAAUAUAUUUAAAGUUAUGAAACUUUUAAUUGAUAGCUUGACAUUGGAUAAAAUUUCUGUUGAUAUUGUAGCACAAAGAAAAGGACAAUUAAAUGAUUAUAUAGCAGAGUUGAAGGUAAUGGGACAAGAAGAUUUUGUCGAUCGAAUAUUGGAAUUAUUUGAUUUAUGGAAUAGAUUCUAUUUUAAUAAUACUAGAGAUUUGGUUAGUAUUGAAACUAGUUCACAAUUUAAAUUUGAUGAAAUUCUUAAACUUCAAGUAUCUCUAAAAGUAUUAUUAAAGAAAGAAUAA
Messenger RNA from Cavenderia fasciculata, 2046 nucleotides. RefSeq lists its product as uncharacterized. Gene Ontology annotation, biological process: ubiquitin-dependent protein catabolic process. Gene Ontology annotation, molecular function: phosphatase binding. NCBI's taxonomy places the organism in Eukaryota, Evosea, Eumycetozoa, Acytosteliales, Cavenderiaceae. Gene Ontology annotation, cellular component: Cul4A-RING E3 ubiquitin ligase complex. Bases 1 to 2046 code for a protein of 681 amino acids. The transcript has 9 exons. The record is from RefSeq and is a predicted model, not a curated record.